Messenger RNA from Sinocyclocheilus anshuiensis, 2322 nucleotides. RefSeq names its product uridine phosphorylase 1-like. The transcript has 10 exons. The record is from RefSeq and is a predicted model, not a curated record. Gene Ontology annotation, molecular function: uridine phosphorylase activity. Gene Ontology annotation, biological process: uridine catabolic process; nucleotide catabolic process. The coding region runs from base 827 to 1756 and encodes 309 amino acids. Gene Ontology annotation, cellular component: cytosol; cytoplasm. Lineage: Eukaryota; Metazoa; Chordata; Actinopteri; Cypriniformes; Cyprinidae.
AUCAGUCUUUCACAGUGCUGUUGUGUGGUGGUCCACUAAUCUUUGCAGAACUGCUGGGGGGGUUUGAUCAUGAGCUGCCAGUUUAAGAUCCUGCCUCUGAAAUUUAGUUCAACGUAAUCCUGUUGGGCUUGAGCUUCAACUUACAGACUGAAGACCUGUUUCUCUCAAUUAUUGCAAGUGUCCCAGGCCCUGUAGCAUCCCCACACCAUAGCUAUAAUGUUACUUUUGUGGAAAAUUCAGAAUUUUUUUUUACAAAAUUCAAAUGAGCCUUAAUGUUCUUCUGGGUUAGCAGUGGUUUUGCCUCACCUCUCUUCCAUGGAUACCAUUUUUUGGCCAGUGUCUUUCUGAGAAUAAAUUCAUGAACAGUAACCUUCAUCCAUGCAAGAGAGGCCUGCAGUUCCUUUAGUCUUUUGUGACUUCCUGUAUGAGUCAUUGCUGUGGUCUUGGAGGAAUUUUGGAAGGUCGGCCACUUCUGGGACGGUUCGCUACUGUGCCAAGUUUUUCAAUUUGGAGAUAAAGGCUCUCACUGUGGCUCUUAAGAGUUCAAGCUUUGUAACCCUUCCAGACAGAUGUAUUUCAAUCACCUUCUUCCUCAGCAUUUUCGGUAUUUCUUUCACCUUUGGCAUAGUGUGUUACUGGUCCAUUCUGCCGCAGGAGGCGGGGCUUGCGGAAAAACACAGGCUGCUGUCACGUACACCAGCGGCACAGCCGGAUGUUUUACAGCAGCAGAAACUGACCGAAACCCAUGGUAUUUUGUCAAGUGACCUUGCCGGCGGACACUGCAUCAGGAGGCUUAUAAACGUCCAUCUCACGGAAAAAACUGAAAAUGCCGCUGGGUGAAGAGAAGAACGGUGCGUGCGAUAGGUCCAUAUAUGUGAACAAUCCCCAUUUAGACUCCAUGAAAGAUGACAUCCUUUACCAUUUUAACUUGGGAACAUCCACUCACGACUUGCCAGCGAUGUUUGGAGAUGUCAAAUUUGUGUGUGUAGGAGGAAGUCCAUGGAGGAUGAAGUCUUUCACUGAAUACAUUGCCAAAGAACUGGGGCUAUCAGAGCCGAAUGCUGAAUUCCCAAAUAUAUGUGAAGGAACCGAUCGCUAUGCCAUGUACAAAGUUGGACCUGUGCUGUCAGUCAGUCAUGGCAUGGGCAUCCCAUCUAUCUCUAUAAUGUUGCAUGAGCUUAUCAAGCUCCUGUAUCAUGCCCACUGCACUGAUGUCACUGUAGUGCGCAUCGGAACGUCAGGCGGAAUAGGUUUAAAGCCAGGUAUUGUGGUGGUUACCAAACAGUCAGUGGAUUCUGUGUUCCAGCCUCGCCUUGAGCAGAUCAUCCUGGGAAAACCAGUGGUCAGGAGCACAGAACUCGAUGCGGAACUUGCAGAGGAGCUUCUUCAGUGCGGCAAAGACCUUGCAGAGUUUGAGACUGUCAUUGGUAACACAAUGUGCACCCUUGACUUCUAUGAAGGUCAAGCUCGGCUGGAUGGGGCCUUCUGCUCGUACAGUGAAGAAGAUAAACAGAGCUAUCUUGUUGAAGCCUAUGCCGCUGGGGUUCGUAACAUUGAGAUGGAGUCAUCUGUGUUUGCGGCCAUGUGCAAACUGAGCAAUCUUCGAGCUGCGGUUGUGUGUGUAACGCUGUUGGACAGACUGAAAGGAGACCAGCUGACCAGCUCUCAUGACAUCCUGAAUAGCUACCAGCAGCGACCUCAGGUCUUGGUUGGACAUUACAUCAAAAAGAAGCUGAAUGCCUAUAAGAAAAGUUAGUUUGAAAGCUUUUCAAGAAAGCUUUUACAAGAGUCCCAGGUGAAGGUAGGGAAAAGUAUAGUGCAGUUAUUUGAAUAUAUGGCAAAGAAGCAGCUCUUAUAAGUUUAUCAAAAGUGACCAAGAUAACAGAAAUACCUUUGAAUUUUUCUACAGUUUAAUACUGCAAUUACUAGCAUGCUCAUGCAACCUCAUGCCUUGAAUGUAAUACCUUAAUUUCCUCGUUUUAAAUUGGUAAUAGGCACAUUAUGUUAUAACAGAUAUUUAUUAUUGUUUUAAAAGGCACUGUAUUAAAACUACUCCUGAUGAAGUAGUUGUGUAAAAGGGAAAGAUUUUAUAAAAAAAGAGAGAGAACUAAGCGGUUUUAGCACUAGUUACCUUAAAAGGGUCCAAGGAGCAUUUUCAAAAAACAAUAAACCUCUGUUUGUUGGUCUAUGGUUAUGUUACAAACAAAUUUUACUGUAAUGUUCACAAAUGUCUUAAAAUUAAAUUUUCACAAAUUGAUUAAAUAUUGCAUAAUAUUUCUCCUUAAGUUUGCUAUGUUUAACAUUGAAAGUAUUAUUUUAUUU